Chara braunii is the source of this 5011-nucleotide messenger RNA. The record is from the annotation of a GenBank genome assembly. Lineage: Eukaryota; Viridiplantae; Streptophyta; Charophyceae; Charales; Characeae.
GUGAGGGAAAGAGGGCUUCGCUCCACUGCACACCGGUCUGCGUGUAUCUGGACAACUUUUUAUUUUUAUGUUUUUUUAUACGAAAACAAAUCCCACUCUUCGGGAUUAUGUUUCACUCCAGAUACGUCUGGAAUGUACUGUAGAGAGAGAGAGAGAGAGAGGACUGCCAAUUUUGAUAGAGGGAAAUAGAGAGAGGGGAGUGCUAUUUUUUGAGAGAGAGAGAAAGAGAGAGAGAAGACUGCCAAUUUUGAUAGAGGGAAAUAGAGAGAGGGGAGUGCCAUUUUUUGAGAGAGAAGACUGCCAAUUUUGAUAGAGGGAGAUAGAGAGAGGGGACUGGCAUUUCUGAGAGAGAGAGAGAGAGAGAGAGAGAGAGAGAGAGAGAGAGAGAGAGAGCUUUGGAAAGAGAUCGCGACGAAGAAGGUGCGGGUUGGGGUUGUGAGGGCGAUGGCGGAUUCCUGCUGUCUAAGUCUGGGCCCAGUGUCCGGGUCGGGAUGGGAGCCAAGCUGUGGGCGUUUCCAUGGGCUAGUCCCGGCGAUGGAGCAGUCUAGAUCGGGUUACAUGGCGGCCUCGAUCGAGCCGGCGGAAGCGGUGACGAAGAGGAGGGAGGCGCUCUGGCUCGGCGCGAAAAAGGGAAGAUGGGCGCCGAUGGUGUCCACGUGGCACGGGAUCUGUGAUGAUCCCGACGGCGGAAGCUUUGGAAUGCCUGCGGCUAUGGUGGGCGUCUGUAGCAGAACCAUGGUGCCCGUCGCCUCCGCCGCGACAAGACGAUGGCCUUCUCCGAAUCCGAAAGCUAAGUGGAAAUCAGCUGUUAAUGCAAAGCUGGCGAUUCGAUCUUGGGCGUACACAGGCUCCUCCUUCUCCUCCUCUUCCCCCUCCUCGUUGUCCUCCUUUUUCUCUUUCUCCCCCUCCUUCUCCUCCUCCUCCUCCGUCUCCUUCUCCUCCUCUCGCAGGCUUGCAAUGGGGAUGAGAGCGAAGACGGAAACGAAGGAGGGAGAAGCAGGCGGUGGUGGUGGUCCUGAGGUCUCGUCCAGCACGAUCGACGUCGAGAUCCCGACAGAGGAGGUUGAGAUCCCGAUAGAGGAGGUUGAGAUCCCGACAGAGGACGUUGAGAUCCCGACAGAGGAGGUAGAAGAAGAAGAAGAGUCCCCAGCUGCGGCUGCAGCUGCUGCUGUUGGCUGCUCCGUCGAGAUCCGGACGACAAAGGAGGAGGGAAGACCGUCGCGACCUCUGGUGAAAGGUCCGUACUGGUCACGCGGGGCGAAGAUCCCGACUGCAGGUCUGCGCGAUGAGGAUCGUCUCAGGGUCGUUUUCGCAGCCGGAGGGACGGGCGGCCACGUGUACCCUGCCGUCGCCAUCGCCGACGAGGUCGUGAAAGCCGAUCCGUCGGCUAUGGUGGUGUUUGUCGGGACUCGCGAGAGGAUGGAGUGGAAGCUCGUCCCGGCGUCGGGAUACCCUAUCCGACCGAUCCCGGCCGCCGGGAUCCGGAGACCCUUCCUCUCCCUGCCGAAUCUGCUUCUCCCAUUCCGAGUGCUCUACUCUCUGUGGCGGUGCUGGAAGCUGCUUGCUUCCAUCAACCCCCACGUGGUGAUUGGCACGGGCGGUUACGUGGCAGGCCCGACGUGUCUGAUCGCGGCCCUCCGGGGAAUCCCUGUGGUGGUCCAGGAGCAGAACGCGUACGCAGGGAUCACCAAUCGAAUCUUGGCAUGGCUGGCGGCUACGGCGGUCUACGUGGCAUUCGGAGAGGCUUUGAAACAACUGCCCAAGAACAAGUGUGUUCUUGCUGGCAAUCCAACCCGCUCGAGAUUGCGCCACGUCAGCAGAGAGGAGGCAAGGAAGCUGCUCAUCCAGUUCAAUCGAAACGGUGAGAAAGAGCAAGCAGCAGCAGGAGGAGGAGGAGGAGGAGGAGAAGGAGGAGGAGGUGUGGGUGUGCUUCGUAUAGGCAAAAUCAUACGGCGGGUGGAUGGCGGGAAAAGGCUAGCACCUUGUGAUGCUGACGUCAGCAGAAAAACUGCCACGUUGAGUGAUGAUGAAGACGGUGCUGAGGAUAAGAAUGAUGAUAAAUUGGACAAGUUCAGAAUCGUUUGUGUGUUUGGAGGGUCGUUGGGUGCAAGGAAGAUCAAUAUGGUGAUGGAGGAGAUGACAGAGGGACUGCUGGACGAAAACCCGCAGUUGUUCUUGCUGUGGCAAACGGGUUCUGCUGAGUAUAGGAGCCUCAUGGAUGAAGAGGAUGAUGUUGAUGUUGAUGAUGAUGGUGCUGAUGAAUGUCAGAAACUGGAUGAUGAUGAUGAUGAUGAUGAUGAUGAUUGUCAGAAACUGGAUGAUGAUGAUGAUGAUGAUGAUGAUGAUGAUGAUGAUGAUGAUGAUGAUUGNGAUGAUGAUGAUGAUGAUGAUGAUGAUGAUGAUGAUGAUUGUCAGAAACUGGAUGAUGAUGAUGAUGAUGAUGAUGAUGAUGAUGAUGAUUGUCAAAAAGUGGAUGAUGAUGAUGAUGAUGAUGAUUGUCAGAAACUGGAUGAUGAUGAUUAUCGUCAGAAAGUGGAUGAUGAUGAUGAUGAUGAUGAUUGCCAGAAAGUGGAUGAUGGUGAUGAUGAUGAGGAUGAUGAUGAUUGUCAGAAAGUGGACGAGUAUUGGAGAGUGGAUGACCGCCAGAUAAUGGAUCUCAGGAUUGUUAGUGGAACAUUCCACGAGCACCCUGACAGAAGUGACGUAUCGCAGAGUAUUAAGUUUGUGGAGUGCAUGGAUUUGGUUUACGCAGCGGCGGACGUUGUUGUUGGGAGAGCAGGAGCCAUCACUUGCAGUGAGCUGCUAGUCACAGGAACUCCAUCAAUAUUGAUCCCGUCUCCAAAUGUGGCAGAGGAUCAUCAGAUGAAGAAUGCGAGGGCCAUGGUGGAUGUGGGAGCGGCAGAAUUGCUCUUGGACAAGGAUGUGACUGCUACUUCUCUUGCAGAGCUGAUUCGCUGUCUUAUCGCGGCAGAAUUGCUCUUGGACAAGGAUGUGACUGCUACUUCUCUUGCAGAGCUGAUUCGCUGUCUUAUCGCUGACAAGACAAAGUUAUUGACAAUGCGGCGAAAUGCGGAAGAGGCGGCGUCUCCAGAUGCAGCGAAAGACAUCGCUUCUGCAGCGUUGGAGCUUGCGAGGACAAAGAAGCAGCAAGGGGACGCGAACUGGCAAGCUACAGCGACAAAACAUAGUUAGCAGAGAGCGAGCGAUUGGCUGAUAAGUGGAUAAAAGGCGAAGCUCACGUCGUUCCUUGUGGUUCUGUUCCUGGUCCAGAGCAAGGACCACGAUGGUUAAUUCUGGGGUUCAUUCUGUUCCUGCAGCCUUGGAGCUCGCGAGGACAAAGAAGCCGCAAGGAGACGCGAACUGGCAAGCCACAGCGACAAAGGUUAGUUAGCAGAGAGCGAGUGAUUGGCUGAUAAGUGGAUAACGGACAAAGCUCACGUACCUUGCGGUUCUGUUCCUGGUCCAGAGCAAUGACCAGGAUGUUUAGUUCUGGGGUUCAUACUGUUCCUGGUCCAGAGCUAGGACCAGGAUGUUUAGUUAUGGCCCUUCUGGGGUUCAUACUGUACCUGGUCCAGAGCAAGGAUGAGGAUGGUUAUACCUCUGGGGUCCACCUUUGUCUUUCUUAUGGUUCUGCUCCUGGUCCUCAUCUUGCUUCUGGUUCCGAUGUCCUAUUCUGUCUGAGCAGAAUGGAAAGUGCUAAGCAGCAAUUGGGAUGAAAACAGGCAAGGGACAGUAAUUGGUUGGAGAAAUGGUUUUCCUUUUCUUUUCUCUUUUUUUUUUCCCCCCCUCUUUUUUUCUUUUUUUUUUCCCUCCGAUGGACCAUGGAUAACAAUGGUUUCUUUCCUUUCUGCAGUCAUCCGUGUCUUUUGGACAGUUCUGUUCCUGGUCCUUGUCUCUUUUGUUGUUGCGGUAAUUCUUUUUUCUGCCGGACCAGCAUGGUGAAAAAAAAAAAAAAAAAAAAAGGAAGCAUAGUGAGCCGCAAUUGAAUGAAAUGAUUUUGUUUAAAAUUAAAACCACCAGUACGUUUCUCAGCGAUUUUUCCCCGCCGCGGCAUGCAUGCAUGCAGCCACAAGUUUGCCUGCCGGACCAAAAUGGCUGGUGCCGCCAGCCAGCCAAAAGAAGGCCCGCGCCGGUAUGUUUCAUUUUGUCGAGCAGGGCAUUUUCAGGCUCAGCAGGGGAAGGAUCGGAGGUGCUGGUGGUUUAAGGGCUAGGUCUGAGCUGGACACUAUGCAACAUUCUAAAUGAAUGUGGACUGCAUGCUUGUCCCAACACAUUCUUAACGUUGGAUCAGUCUGAAUCUGAAGAUACUUUGCAGGCCAUGUUGUGAAGCGAUGGUAACUUCUGCGGUCCUCGUCCUCCUUAUACUUUCUGUUCUGUUCUGUUCCUGGCCUUCAUCUUGCUUGGGGUUCUGAUAGUCUUUUCUGUCCAUGACCUAGUCGACCAGCCAUAGUAAGCAGCAGGUGGAUGAAAUGAUUUCAUUGGAAGGGCUCGCUCCACUACGCAACGUUCUCUUUUUUUUCUUUUUUUCUUUUUUUGUUCGCUAUUUUUGCAAUUUUGCUCCGGUCUAUUGGUGUUGUCUGAGGACCAGCACUCGCUGGAAAACAGGUCCAGCAUCUCACUGACUAUCAGAAGGCCAGCCAGCAUUGAUUGUUCACAACAUUCUAAAUUUAUGUAUAUGGAACUGAUAAUGGUCCGGAUAUUCAGACUGUUGGAUAGUCCCAAGGUAUUUUGCAGCUGGUAUGGGCCAGAAUCCAGAUUCAUCGGGAAGGUUGUGUAGUGGAGCAAGGCCCCGAGUUCUGCGGAGUUCGUGGUCCUUGUGGUUCUGUUCCUGGUCCAGAGGAAGGGCAAGGGAGUGUAGGGCAGGGUGCAGUCUGGAAGCGGUUGUCGGUUUGGGCUGGCACGGCACUGCUCGGUGGGAAAAGCUUUUGUGAUCGAAGCCAGGCCCAACUUGGAAGGGUCAUUUUUUUUCCCUCCCUUCUUCUGAGAAAAGGAAUGAAGUGCAAAUGACCAC